UUUUGCGCAUCCUCUUGCCAUUUUUGAUUGCUUUGUCUUCUGCUCAGGCAGAUGCUUUUUCUCCUUCACUCUAGCGUUUUCUCUGGUUUAUAACUUUAUUGGUUCAGGAUCCAUGGUAGCUUAUAAUAGCACGCGGCACCCCAGUGCCUUACUCACAAGCUAUAGAAACAACCAUUCUCACCUAUUGUGCUUGUGAAUAGUACGAAGUGUUAAAAAGAUAUUACCUCUCCAUAAACCUGACUUGAAAUUAAGUCCGAGUGGCUGGUUUAUUUGUAUUCUCAAGCAUAAGGUUCCCAACUUCUGUAUGCAUAUGGAAAAAUCCAAUCCAAGUCAAGUUUGAAUUCUAGUUUUGACUAGUGAAGGACUACAUUAUGGCUGACUUACCACCACAUUCCAUUGCCGUGACGUGCCUCCUCUUCUUGUAUUCUAGAAGAGCCACAUCUUAAGGCACGACUGUCAUACAUUAUCCUCAGACAUUUGCCUUUAUUCCUCUGUAUGUGUCUUUUGCCCAGCCCUCAUAUCACAGACAUCCUACCUCAAAGCAGGGCAACAGAAAAAAUUGGAGAAGCCACAAUGUUUUCAUUAUUCUAGCAUGAGACUUCCACGUUUGGAUUCUUGUCCCUUGACAUCACUUAGUCCAUUAUUGAAGGUUUUGCUUUUGUUUACAUGGAGGAUGAGAGAGAUGCAGAGGAUGCAAUUAGAAGACUUGAUAACAUUGAGUUCGGUAGAAAAGGGCGACGACUUCGUGUUGAGUGGACAAAGCAAGAACGUAGUGUGCGGAAGCCUGAAAACUCUAGGAGAUCUUCAUCUAACUUGAGGCCCUCAAAGACUUUGUUUGUUAUAAACUUUGAUCCUUAUCAUACAAGGACAAGGGACUUGGAGAGGCACUUUGAUCCAUAUGGGAAGAUAUUGAACAUAAGGAUUAGAAGGAAUUUCGCAUUUAUCCAGUUUGAAACACAGGAAGAUGCCAUCAAAGCUUUAGAAGCAACAAACAUGAGCAAGCUGAUGGACCGAGUUAUUUCAGUGGAAUAUGCUAUAAAAGAUGACGACGAAAGAAAAAGUGGAUACAGUCCUGAUUUGGUCCGUGAUAGGUCUCCGCGUAGGAGAAAUGAUGAUAGGGGAAGAUCUCCUAGCCCUUACAGGAGAGAACGGGGAAGUCCUGAUUAUGGCCAUGGUCAUGGUCGUAGCCCUAGUCCUUAUCGCAGAGAACGUGCCAGUCCUGAUUAUGGUCGUGGUGGUAGUGGUACUCCCAAUGGAAGGAUAAGAAAAUCUCAUGGCCGUGGAGGUAGUAGGAGUCCGAAUGGAAGGGAUAUGAAGGCUGACUAUGGUCGUGGGAGUAGGAGUCCUAUCAGAAGAGAGAGGAAAGCUGACUAUGGCCGUGGUGGCAGUCUAGAUGGAAGGGAAAGGAAAGCUGACUACCGCCGUGGUGGCAGUCCUGAUGGAAUGGAAAGGAAAGUUGACUACGAACGUGGUGGUAGUCCUGAUGAAAGAGAAAGGAAACUUGACUACGGCCAUGGUGGCAGUCCUGAUGGAAGGGAACGGAAAGUUGAUUCCCACCGUGGUGGCAGUCGUGAUGGAAGGGAAAGGAAAGCUGACUAUGGCCGUGGUUCAAGUCCUAAUGGUAGGGAAAGGAAAGUUGACUAUGGACGUGUUGGCAGUCCUAAUGUUAGAGAGAGGAAAUCUGACUACAGUUUUGAGAAGAGUCCAAGCCCACCAAAUGGUAAGGACCGAAUCUCCUAUGGCCGUCGGAGCAGCAUUAGUCCUGAAAGAGAGUUGGUUAGUCCUGACCUUGUUCAUAGUCCUAGCCCAAGAGAAAGGCUUAACCCUGAGUAUGAUAAUGGUCACAGUCCAAGCCCUCAAACAGAAAAAGUUAGUUUUGAUGAUUACAAUCGGGAGGCUAGCCCAGAUUACAAGCCUGAAAUGGGGGACAGUCCAGGAUACAGUGGAGGAGAGAGCCCUAUGCGGGACCACUGAGAAUAGUCAGCCACUUCUGGUACGGGUGAGGUUAUUUCUGGGUGAGAUAACAAAUUUGAUGCUAGCUUAAACUCAAAAUUGUUGUGUUUUGGCCGAAUCGAUGAAUGCUGUGUUCCAAUUUAAUGAUACAUUGGAAUAGAGCAGGAAAAAACCAUGACAAAGCAUCUGAGGGUUGAUGUUUCCAUCAAUAUUUUGGUUGUCUAGGUCAUCUGUCUUUCAUUUCUGUUGAUUAUGUAAACGAUUUUAACUUCUGUAUCUGAUAGACCUAUGCUGAACUCGCAACCAUUGUAUUAAAUGCUUAAUUAGCUGUCUAUCGUUUCUUUGCUCUAUGGUUGAAUAUACUUUGAAUUUUUUUAUUUUUUA
This is a messenger RNA of Daucus carota subsp. sativus, 2337 nucleotides long. RefSeq names its product serine/arginine-rich splicing factor RS31. The coding region runs from base 667 to 1974 and encodes 435 amino acids. The transcript is spliced from 6 exons. NCBI's taxonomy places the organism in Eukaryota, Viridiplantae, Streptophyta, Magnoliopsida, Apiales, Apiaceae. Gene Ontology annotation, molecular function: RNA binding. Gene Ontology annotation, cellular component: nucleus. The record is from RefSeq and is a predicted model, not a curated record.